This is a messenger RNA of Lactuca saligna, 1083 nucleotides long. NCBI's taxonomy places the organism in Eukaryota, Viridiplantae, Streptophyta, Magnoliopsida, Asterales, Asteraceae. The record is from the annotation of a GenBank genome assembly.
AUGACUUCCAUCACUGCAACUGAAACCCCACCUUCACUCAUCUCAUCCUACAAUCGAUCAGCAGAACUCAAAGCUUUCGAUGAAACAAAAUCCGGAGUCAAAGGCCUCGUCGACACCGGAAUCCGCCAAAUACCUCGCAUCUUCAUCCACCCACCGGAAACCUCCCCCAAAACCUCCACAACUCUCGAGAUUCCAAUCGUAGACCUUAAUUCAACCGAUAAAGCAUCAACGGUGGAGAAUAUCCGUGUCGCCUCGGAGAAUCUAGGAUUUUUUCAAGUAGUGAAUCACGGGAUCCCUGUGAGUGUUAUGGACGAGAUGCUUCAAGGAGUUCGUAGAUUUCACGAACAAGAUGUGGAGGUGAAGAAACGGUUUUACACAAGAGAUCGUACGAGAACAGUAGUGUAUAAUAGCAAUUUUGAUCUGUAUAGUUCCGCCGCCGCGAGCUGGAGAGACACCUUCUUUACAUCUAUGGCUCCGUCGCCUCCGCCGCCUGAGGAAUUGCCGGAGGUUUGCAGGGACAUACAAAUCGAGUACUCUAAUCAAGUGCUGAAACUAGGAAGCUUACUAUUCCGAUUGAUCUCAGAGGCUUUAGGGCUGAAGGCAAAUCAUCUAACAGAUUUGGAUUGUGACAAAGGGCUUUCAUUCCUUGGUCAUUGUUAUCCUGCUUGUCCACAACCAGAACUAACCAUGGGUACAACCAAACACACAGACAGUGGAUUCCUAACUGUUCUUCUACAAGAUGAAAUCGGAGGACUCCAAAUUCUCCAUCAAAAUCAGUGGAUUGAUGUUCCUCCAAUCCCUGGUGCGCUUGUGAUCAACAUUGGAGAUCUAUUACAGAUGAUAUCGAAUGACAAAUUGAGGAGUGUGGAGCAUAGAGUGGUGGCAAAUGAGAAAGGGCCGAGGGUGUCGGUGGCGUGUUUCUUCAGCUCCUCGUUAGCGACGAAGGUGUAUGGUCCGAUCAAGGAGCUGAUUUCCGAUGACAACCCACCGAGGUAUAGAGAAACCACCGUUCAAGACUAUAUUCAAUAUUCCUUCUCGAAAGGCCUUGAUGGUGUUCCUCGUUUGCUUCAUUUGAAGCUCUAA